CUUAAAAACGUCCAUCACGGGCCCGUGAGUCUCUUCCUCACCGAAACUGAAAUUCAGAACCCCGUGAGUCGAUUCUCUCUCUCAAUCUCUAAUGCCUAACUCCUCUCUCUUCCUUUUCCUGAUAUGAUUACUUCGCGAUACUUGAAGAUUCCGAGCAGAAGUUCAAUAAAUUUCAGUCACAGCUCUUCUAUCUCAAAUAAGACAAGGAGAAUUUCACUGUACUUUUUGUGUUUUUCUUUUGUUUGACUGAAAAUUUCUUUUAUGUUUCACAGAUCUUCAAGAUUGAUUGAAGAAAUUUGGUCACCGGAUCUUCAAUUUCAGUAUUGGGGCAACUAGAUUAAUUAAGAUGUCUUAUGGCGUUGUAAAUGGUAAUAGUCAUAACAAAGGUGCUGAUGCCACCAUCAGCUUUCAUGAGUCCCACUUGGAACCUAAUGGCAAGGAAAUGGAUUCGGCACAAAGUGUUGAAGUUAGUUCCGAGGAUUUGGGACCAAACACACAGCAAUCACAGCGUGAUGAAAAUACAGCAGACAAAGGCGAUGUACCCAAGGUGGGCAUGGCAUUUGGAACUCUAGAAGAUCUAUUUGAAUUUUACUGGAAAUUUGCAGAGAAGGAAGGAUUUGGAGUGAUUAAACAGUCCUGUGGAAAAGGACUUAAUGGAGAACUUAAAUACCAAACUUUUUCUUGUGAUCGAGCAGGGAAGGCAAGUAACAAUGGUAAGAAUCGCCAAAAGCCUAGGCCAACAAAAAGAAAUGGAUGCUCAGCAAGGGUCUGUGCAUCAAUAGGUCCAAAUGGAAAAUGGAAAGUAAAUAAAGUAGUUUUACAGCAUACCCAUGAGCUUAUACCCUAUUCUUCACAACUUUUAAGACACCAUAGAGUGAUUGCUCAGCAUAGAAAGAGGAACCUUGAGAUAAAUGAUGUUGCAUGUAUUCAACCAUGUAAGAGUGCUCGUGCCACUGAAGUUGGAGCUCAUGACAAUAUGACAUCUUCGAGCAAGGAUAGCAGAAAUCAUAUAGAAAUUUCAAGAAGGAUUAAUCUGAAUGGGGAUGAUGCCAAGGUGUUGCCUUCACCAGACGCAUACAAAAAGUUGUAUGAAGAUAGAACAUGCUUGCUCAACAUGCUGCGGAAUGAGGUGCGGAAAAUGUUUGGCCGUCUGCCAACUCUACUUGACCCUUCAAUUUUCAAAAGCAUUAUUUUAAUAGCUGAUGAUCCAUUGUCUACAUUAGUGGAUUUAUUUGAAACUGAAAUUGAAGAAAAUAAUUAUUCUCCACCAAAUAGUGGCCAAACAUUCCUCAGAGACGACACAAAAACUUAGAUAUGAGAAUUGAAAUUCUAAUUAUCUGUAAACACUCGGUUGGGGGAGUAUGAAAAGGAGUAUCUUGUUCUAGGUAGUCUUGUUUUUUCCCCACUAAGGUGAUCUAUAUGGUUAACUUACUUUACCUCUGUGCCAAGUGAUGUUGUAUUUAAGAUGUUAAGGCACAAGGACAGUCUGUUAGUGUCAAGAUGUCCAUAGUUAGUUUAGUAUGAGUAUCAAUGUACCUGUUGUUUAGCCUAACUGUACAAUUAUGUACUAAUUUUCUACUCAGUCCUUUGAGUAAAAAUUUUCUAGUAGUUUAUAAUAUUAA
Jatropha curcas is the source of this 1622-nucleotide messenger RNA. RefSeq lists its product as uncharacterized. The record is from RefSeq and is a predicted model, not a curated record. NCBI's taxonomy places the organism in Eukaryota, Viridiplantae, Streptophyta, Magnoliopsida, Malpighiales, Euphorbiaceae.